ACCACGUGUUCAUGAUGGCGGAGUUGCUCUGUAUCCCGCUGAAAAAGACUUCAGAUUUGGAUUUGGUGAAACCACUGAGGAAUAUCAUCGCAUCUAUUUUCAGCACUGCCGAUAACCAGGAAUCCCUAAAAUACACUGAAGCUAUCCAGGAUUUCAACAAACUCCGGAAUAAUGCCGUCUGGAAGACAUUGGACAAACAUGAAAGUUCCUUGGAAGCCUUAUACAAGUACUACGACCAGCUGGCAGCAUUGGAGGAGAAGAUCCCACCAGCUGAAGUUCAAAUCCCAUUUAAUUGGAUGGAUGCAUUCGAUCGAGGUUCAUUCUUUGGAGGGAAAAUCAGCCUAAGUACGUUCACCUCAUACCAGUGCAAAUCUUGUAUACUUUAUGCCUUGUCUCAUUUGGUAUUUGUUUAUGUCCUUGUUGUCCAAGCCUAA
Messenger RNA from Darwinula stevensoni, 434 nucleotides. The record is from the annotation of a GenBank genome assembly. Lineage: Eukaryota; Metazoa; Arthropoda; Ostracoda; Podocopida; Darwinulidae.